AUGUCCAUCAGGCUAUUAUCAAAUGCAAGACUACUGUCUUCUCCUCUGAGCUUGGCACUCAGACGCUGUUGCAAACAAGGCCCCAGCCCUAUCCCUGUUAGAUUCAUACAGACGCUAAACGCCAGAACUCAGGACAUAAAGAGAAUUUCGGAUUUCGACGAGGGCUUUGCCGACAAGGAAUGGUCUAAACACAGUCUUCCCACCAAAAACGGUCGGUUUGUGGAAACUGCCCCUGCAGAGAAGACUACGACACAAGAAGAGCCAAAGAAAAGAAGAAGAAAACUACGUCCACGCAAAGCCCUGAUAACGCUGUCGCCAAACGCAUUGCAUCAUUUGAGAAAAUUGAGCUCGCAGCCCAAUCCGAAGAUGAUCAGAAUAGGUGUGCAGAAUAGAGGAUGCUCCGGGCUUUCAUACCAUCUGGAAUACGUUACCGAGCAGGGGCAAUUCGACGAGCUGAUUGAACAGGAUGGCGUUAAAGUGUUGAUAGAUUCCAAGGCCCUGUUCAGUAUAGUCGGCAGCGAGAUGGAUUGGAUAGAUGACAAACUGAGCAGCAAGUUUGUUUUCAAGAACCCGAAUUCGAAGGGCACUUGCGGUUGCGGUGAGUCCUUUAUGGUUUGA
Messenger RNA from Kuraishia capsulata CBS 1993, 618 nucleotides. RefSeq lists its product as uncharacterized. The transcript has a single exon. NCBI's taxonomy places the organism in Eukaryota, Fungi, Ascomycota, Pichiomycetes, Pichiales, Pichiaceae. The record is from RefSeq and is a predicted model, not a curated record. Gene Ontology annotation, cellular component: mitochondrion; cytoplasm. Gene Ontology annotation, molecular function: 2 iron, 2 sulfur cluster binding. The coding region runs from base 1 to 618 and encodes 205 amino acids. Gene Ontology annotation, biological process: iron-sulfur cluster assembly.